GCGCCCCAUGGGCUUCAAUGGGCUCCCCAUCAGAGGUACGGAAGAGAAGUGUGACUCCAGCAUGAUGGUGGCCCUGAGAAAGCUGCUUUCCCCACUAGCGCGCAGUGUAGAUACCCUUGGGAUCCAUGAGAUAAACGGACAGAUCUCGGGAAUCCAAGGCCACAUGUUGCAGGCUGAGAACAACUUCCAGAUGCUCCAGACCGCCCAUGCCGACCUUGUUAAGGCCACGCGUGGGAACUUUGAGAGUAUCCGCUUGAUCCAGGAGCAGGCACUCCAGCAGGCCAUCCAGGACCGUGAGAUCGCAGAGGGUAAAAUCAUGGAGGAUGUGAAGGGGAUGAUCCAGGCGAUGAAGGAUGAGAUAGCGGAGAUGAAGGGAAGUACGGCAGGGAGCUCGCUUGGUGGUACUGUCACCCCAGAUGGUCGGUUCACUCGACGUCGCGUGGAAGCCGGUGAUAUCGGCAACCCCUCUCGGCUCAUCGUGCUCGGUUUCAAGCGUGCCCUGAUGGAGAAUGCGCUUCGGCUUGCUGUGGGCCCGAUUCUGGACAAGUGCGUUACUCUGGAAGAGCGUUCGGGAAUCCAGGUCAAGGCGUUCAAUUGCAGCGAGAAGGUAUUUCUGGACUUCCCUUGCACUCUCCAGGCGUCGGCGUUCCAUGCGAAAGCAGCUGCUCUGGGCCCCUUCAAGUUCCCGAACCCCGAGGGUGGUGAGGAUCUAGAGCUCAGGAUUAGGCGCGACCUCCCCCAGACCUCUCGGAAGCUGUUCUACUAUCUUGGGAAUAUGCGUCAGCGCGUGUCUAACAUCUUCGGGCAGGAGCGCGCCGGUUCCACGGGGCUCGGGAGUACCAUCUAUGUUCUGAAUAACGGGUCGAUCCCAGUCCAUGUUUUCAUGGUCAUGAUUGCUGAUGACGGGCCCAGUGCGAGAAGCGCGACCAUGUCUAUUGACCUCGAAGGUCUGACCGAGAUAGGGCGCGUUGUGGUCGAGGGCAGGGCAUUGGUCGCCAUGCGCACGGGCGACGCGGGCGACCUUGCGAUUGUGAACGUGCACAUGCCGAACACUUGUGACGACACUUUUGAGUGCAAGCGAUAUUUGCGUGCUAUUGAGCGCGCGCUGCCGCCUGCUGCACGCUGCAUGUCGACCAUCCUGGGGGACUGGAAUCUCGUUCACAUGGAGGGCGGCAGGAGCACGAUGCACAGCGCUGGCCUGCCAUUCUCGAGCGCGCUCAGCGGCGUGAAGUUUGCCCAGACCCACCGCGGCGGCUUUUCGACCAUAGCGAGUUCCCUCGAAGCGUGCGGCACGAAGGUCAUUCUGCCCCUGGGCCCGACGGGAUCCCGUAUGGCUGCUGGGCGGCCCCCGAGGUGCCGCGGCGACCUCGGCCUGUGGUGCAAGGGGGAGCUGUUGCCGAAGGGCUUCGGCCAGUGCCAUUUCCCCCCUCUUUCCUCCCUCGCUGCCCAUCUGCUGCUGCUGCCCCCCUUCCGCAUGGCAUCGCUCUUGGCGGGCCUCGACCGCGGGGUCGAGGCCGAGCUCCUCGCCGCGAUCAAGCGCGCGAUCGAGAACCGCAAGCCGCCCGUGAAAGUCCAGCGCCCGAUCCCUGAUUUCAUCUUCCGCUCCAAGCAGUGCAAGACUCUCCUCACCAGGAUGCUGAACGAGGCUAAACUGGCCACGAUGACCGACCUUCGGCGCUUCGAUGUCACGAAGCAGAUCAUGAUCCUGGCGGCCGAGCUGUCGCGCAACGAGCUGCAGCAGCUUCCGAUGGACGCGGGCGACGUCAGCGUGCUGGAGAGUAGCUGCGCGAUGCGGCUGAGCUUCAAAGCGCCAUUAUUCGCAGUAACUAAGCAUCGCAUGAGCGGCCCCAACGCCUCGCGGCUGCUCGUGCGGCCCGAGCGCAGGAUGCUCUCGAUCGAGCCUGUUCUCGUGAAAGGCAUGCGCGCCUUCGCCUUGGCCUUGACCCGCAUCCGCGACGAAGUCGCGCCGCUGCUGCUUACCAGCGCAGGCGUGGCGCAGGGGUGCCCGCUGAGUGGCUCACUCUGGGCAUUCGGCAUGGACCCAAUCAUUCGCACGCUGGAGCUGGCGCUCCCACCAGACCCUCGCGAUGGCUCGCUCGGCGGCUGCGCGGCUCGACAGGAGUGGGGCUGUCCGGAUUGCCCCAGGGCGCCGACCUGCCCGCGCUGCCUGGGCUGCCCAGCGCUGGAAAGAAACGGGCGGAGUGUGCCGGAGCUCGUGGCCUCCCACCUGCUGACCAUCGGGGCGCAGCAUCGUGGCGACGUCUUCGGCCACGAGCGCUGGCCGUUGCACCCGUGCACUAAGGAGCAGGACGUCUGGCAUGCUGCUACCCCCGACCUCGACGAGUACCCGGAGGCAGUAGUUGUGGGCCCGGACGCUGACACCAUCAAGACUUGCCCGCUGCCUGAUGACGGGGCGAGGCCCGAUUGGCCCGCAAGGAAGUUGCACCGAAUCCGUGUCUACCCCAACCGUGGCGAGCUGGCGGCCAUGAUCAAGCGCGGCUACCGCGCGGCCGUGAAGCACGACGCUGGCGGCGCCCCGCCUGCGCUGGAGGACAUGCUGCUGCCGACGGGCGACGACGUCGCGAUCGGCGAGCUGGCCCUGGGCUGGCCUGGGCCCGCGCGCAGGGUGCGGGGCAGGCAGAGCGAGGCUGCCGGCGCCAGCGGCGCGGGCCUCCCUUUGCAGCCGCCGGCCGAGGAGCCGCCCGCCGCGCGGGCAGAGCUGCUCCCUGGCCUCCGCUGGGGCGCGAUGGGCUACAGCGGCGCGCUCUCGCCUGGCGACGAGGCCGCCUUGGACGGGCUGGCCUUUGUGCGAGCGGGGUCCAGCGACGGGCUGCUGCUAGACGGGGCCAACUACGUGCACUGCUGGGCGGCGAGGCCCGAGGCCGUGCCCGACGUCGUCGCCGAGGAGCGCGGCCGCUGGCAGCCCUGCGAGGACCCUGCGGCCGACAUCCGCACCCUGUGGGUCGAUCUUGCCAACCAGGGGGAGAGGUCCAAGUCGUGGCGGGACGUGACUCGAGAAAGUACGCAAGAGACGUUCUCCGACUCUCCCCGGGAGGGGCCAGGCGCGGCGCUCUUCCUGGCCGAGCGCUUUGAUCGGCGCGGAGGCGAUCCUCGGCAGCGUCUGCUCAUGGUUCUGAGGAGAAAGAUAGACGGUUCAGGCCGGACAUAUCACGAGAAGAAGGUGCAGUGCGACGCCCUCUACUUCGCGGGCGCGCACGACCAGCUGACCGUCGGCGCCCUCGCCUCGCUGGAGACGCCCAUGCGGCGCAUCCAGACCACCAUCGACGCGUGCCAGAACUUACGGAGGAUCACCUGGGAGCAUUCGAGGCUGCACAUGGGCGCAGGAGUCGGCGGCGCCAGGUAUUUUGACCCCCAGGUGUUGGCCCGCGCGGAAGGCUUAGUCAGGGAUUGCGAGCCCAUGCCAGAGGCCCCCUCGGCGCGGGAGGCCCUGCGGGACCUCUUGCACGGCCGGUCCCCGUGCGCGCUGGAGACUGGCUCCGCGAACCUCGCGGCAUUCAACGCCGACCUCGUGUCCUUGCCCGACGACGCGUACCACGCCUUCGUCAAGAAGCUCUGGGGCCUCGGCAUGCUCGGCGCGACGCUCGAGACGCGGGAGAAGGUCGGGGACUUCUUCGCGUGGGAGAGCAACAGGACGCGUCUCAGGCUGAUCAUAGACGCUCGGAGGAGCAACUGCAGGUUCCGCACCCCGCCAGGCGUCAGGCCGUGCACCUCGGAGGCCUUCGCAAGCAUUGAGAUCGGGAACGGCGACUUGGCGAGCCUGGAGGGCCUCGGGCUGCGCCUGGGCACGGCGGACGCGAAGGACUCGUUCCACCGGCUCAACGCCCCCGCCUGGCUCAGGCCCCUCUUCGCCUGGCCUAAGGUGCCUGCGCGGGUGCUGGGGCUGAGCGAGCUGGGCGGCGCGCAGCUCAGGCCCACCGACGCGGCGUGGCCCACGUCGGCCUCCACGUGCAUGGGAUUCGCGUGGUCGCUGUUCUUCGCUCAGAAGGCCGACGCGCGGCUAGCGGCUGCCGCGCCCAGCCUGCGCGGGCCCGAGUUCGCGCGCGACCGGUCGCCCCCCCUGGCGCCGCCCGAGGGCCGCCCCCGGCGCUGCGUGCACGUGGGCAGCCUGGGCGCCUUCGCCCGCGACCAGAGCGCUGCCGAGCGCGCUGUCCAGGAGUGGAAGGCGGACUUCGAGAGUCACGGGUUGGAGCUACACGGGGGCGAGGCGACCGUGCUAGAGCGGACUGCGAGGGCGCUGGCUCGCGCGAGCAACAAGGCGACUCGGCCGCGGCCCGCGGGUCAGGACGGGCUGGACUGCGCCCCAGCAGCGGGGCAGGCGCCGCGGGGGCGGGCCAGCGACAGCUCGAGCGGCAGGCCCCCGUCCGAGCCCGAGCCCGGCGCCGUCGGCGGAACGGCGCGGGGGCUGGCGAGGAUGUCGCGGCGUCGACUGGCCGAGUACCUGGGGGUUGCGCUGGGCUUCGCGAGGGAGGGGCUCAGCCUGCUGGAGGCCAUGGCGGUGUCGGACAACGCGCGGCGCUGCUACUCGAGCCACCUCCUGGACUUCGAGCGAUUCGCCAAGGGGCACGACCCAGCGCUCGCGGGCGACGGCGACGUGGUCGACUGGCUCGUGAAGUUCUCCAACGCGAGCUCCCUCGGUGGACGGCAGCCGGAUUGCGGGAAGAGGGUGCUGGCAGCUUUUGCGGUCCGCCACCCGGACUUCACCAAGGCCGGGUGGCCGCGGGCCUGGCGCUGCCUACGCGGGUGGCGCCGCCCGGCCCUUGGCCGCUCGAUGCGGCGCCUGCCUCAGGCGGUGUGGAAGGCGAUUGCCGCCGACCUCUGCCUGCGGGGCCACAGGCUGCUGGCCGUGGCGGUCUUGCCGGGCGUGGGGGCCCACCUGCGGCGCUGGUCGCCGAUCGGCGGCCCUCAGACGGGGAGCAUCACCGCCAAGACAGGGGCUAUGGACGACAGCGUGGUGCUGGGCUGCAAGUGGCAACAGGGGCUGACGCCACUCUGGUCGGCGUUGGCGGGGGCCCCUCGCGGGAAGCCGAUCUGGCCCUUCACGUACACAGAGCUGGCGAAGGAGUUCAAAGAGACGCGCAGCCGACUCGGUGUCCCCGCGGCGCCCUGCAUGCUGAGGCACAGCGGCCCUGGCAUCGACAGGUCGGUCGUGCGGCACGAGAAGGCGACGCGGCUGAGCAGGGCGUGGCGCGACUUCCCGAGGGUCAGCCAGAGGCGGUGCGAGGCGCUCGCCGCGCGCCUCGAGGAGCUACUGCUGCGUGGCGCAGACCGCGCUGCCAGCGGCACGGGGCGCCGCUGUGGAGUCAGUAUCUGGGAGAUUUUUUCGCUGGCGAAGACGGCGUCGCCCGCGCCAGCCGCCGCCUGGGCGUUCCCGCACGCGCGGCUUCUGCAGCGCAGCCGGGUGUAA
This is a messenger RNA of Prorocentrum cordatum, 5425 nucleotides long. NCBI's taxonomy places the organism in Eukaryota, Dinophyceae, Prorocentrales, Prorocentraceae. The record is from the annotation of a GenBank genome assembly.